Molecule: messenger RNA, 2286 nt
Organism: Clarias gariepinus (North African catfish)
Lineage: Eukaryota; Metazoa; Chordata; Actinopteri; Siluriformes; Clariidae
Product: insulin-like growth factor-binding protein 3
Exons: 4
Coding region: 96-1082 (328 amino acids)
Biological process (GO): regulation of insulin-like growth factor receptor signaling pathway
Cellular component (GO): extracellular region
Molecular function (GO): fibronectin binding; insulin-like growth factor II binding; insulin-like growth factor I binding
Source: RefSeq, a predicted model, not a curated record
AUUAUUAUUACUGGAGUGAUCAUCAUCAUUAUUAUUAAUAUUAGUAUUAUUAUUGAUAUUAGAUUGAUUUCCCCCCCUCCCGAGUCUCCGUGAGCAUGGUGGCCGCGCUCCGCUCCCUGCUCGUGUCCGUGAGCCUGGCCGCGGUGGCGCGCCUGUCCUCCGCCGUGGGCGCGGUGAUCCGCUGCGAGCCGUGCGACGCCGGGGCGCGGACGCUGUGCGAGCCCGUGCCCGAGGACUGCGUGGAGCGCGUGCGCGAGCCGGGCUGCGGCUGCUGCGUGACGUGCGCGCUGGCCGAGGGGCGAGCGUGCGGGGUGUACACGGGGCGCUGCGGCGCGGGGCUGGUCUGCCGACACCGGCCGGGCGAGCCGAAGCCGCUGCACGCGCUGCUCGAGGGCCGCGGGGUGUGCGUGGACCAGACCGCACCUCCUCCUCCUCCUCCGGUCGGCGCGCGAGAAGGAGAGAGUGCCAGGAUGCCCGAGGAAGAUUCCAGCAGCAACACAACGAGUCCGUUGGUGCCAGCUGGACACGAGCAGGCAACGGAUAUCUUCCCCCCCCACGGUCGGCGUCCCCCAUCCCACCGGCCUCACCCCAAAGCUGAGGACAUCCGACGUGAGCACCACCGGAAAACCCAGAGCUACAAAAUAGAGGAGCCUCCCGCAGUCGCCCCUUCCAACCAUGAGAACAUCGCCUACGAGUCCAAGCAGGAGCGAGAGUAUGGUCCAUGUCGAAGGGAAAUGGACGAAGUACUAAACACACUGAAGAUCACGGACAUGGCGAACCCCAGAGGCUUCCGCAUCCCGAACUGCGACAGGAAAGGUUUCUACAGGAAAAACAGUGCUGGCCCUCUAAGGGCCGAAAACGUGGCAUAUGCUGGUGCGUGGACAAAUACGGCCAGCCCAUGCCAGGCUACGAUGGAAAGGAGAAAGGGAAUGUGCUGUGCUACGCCAUGGAGAACCAGUAGAACAGCGCAGAAGGCCAAAGAAAAGAGAGAGAGAUCGAGGGAGUGUGCGUGCACUGAAGAACCUCCACGCUCCGACCCUCCAUCUCGGACUCGUGCUGUCGGUCCUCCAGAAAAGAAAUAAUAAAAAAAAAUAAUAAUAAUUAUAUUAAAGGGGUGGGGCUUAAAAUUCUGGGCUUUCCUGAUCUUCACCAAGCUCUAAUUUAUUUCUGUGCUCCAUUGCCCCAUGCUUACGCAGCAGUGGAACCCUAGAUGCUUGCAGGAGAGAAAGAGAUUGAUGGAUGAAAGGACAUGGGUGUGUCUCAGGACGCAGUAGAGCUGUAGCAAGUGGACGCAGGACUGACCGCGAAAUGCAAAAGGACAUGGAAGAAGGCACUAACGUUUGUAAAGCACUUCCUAUAAGGUUGAGUGUGUAUGUGAGUGUGUGUGUGUGUGUGUGUGUGAGUGGCUAUUAUAAUAACUUAACCAUGUGCCUCUGUAUCUUCAUGGCUAUCAGUGUCACCUUUAUUACACAUUCCUGUUGCGUAAAAUCAGGAAUUCGAAUUAAAUGAUCCUUUUUUUUUUUUUAUCGUUGAUCCGAUUCAGUAUGGAAAGCAUGUGCAUGAUGCAUGAAUACAGCUGUAUACACGCGCUCUAUUAGGACCGAUCAUACAACCUUCAUGACGUCCAUAUCUGCUUUACUUUCUCUGUAUAUACAAUGCAUAUGUCUUUACUGAUCUAUAAACCUGCGACGACUUUAACAGACAUGCUUAGCAUAGCAACAUUUUUUUUUUUUUCUGUUUGAGUGACAUACGGCCAAUUUUCUGGCUUUUAAACGUUCGUGUGAAGCUGAAACCUUUCCCGAAGACGUCCUUGUUCAACGCACCCUAACAUGAGCCAAAAUAGGAUGUGGUGGGUUGUUUGUUUGUUUGUUUGUUUACUUGUUUGUUUGUUUUUACUGUACACAAAGUAUUCAUUGUCUUCAUGUCACUACAUUUUCUUUCAUUGCUUUUUAUUUUCAGUAAUGCGUGCUGUGGAAUUUCAAGUGUUUUCAUAAAUGUGUAAAAUUCCCCAAAACUGUAGCAUUCUAGAACUUUUAUCUGCCAGAAAACUGUAAAUUUCUAAAGUUCCUAGAUGGUCUAGAAAUCAAAAGCUUUUCAGACAAAGGCAAACUCCGAAAUAUUAAUCUCGUUUAAGAAUCCAAAACCAUCAAACACCAUAAAAAAAUAUGGAAUAAAAAAUUUUAAUUUAAUUUUAAAGAAUUCAACUAGUGUAAAAUUGUAACAUUCACAACUGGAGUAAAAUACAAAAAUGCUACCAUAAAGGGGUCAAAUCUCCAAUCAGAGUAA